Cutaneotrichosporon cavernicola is the source of this 804-nucleotide messenger RNA. RefSeq lists its product as uncharacterized. The coding region runs from base 1 to 804 and encodes 267 amino acids. Lineage: Eukaryota; Fungi; Basidiomycota; Tremellomycetes; Trichosporonales; Trichosporonaceae. The transcript is spliced from 2 exons. The record is from RefSeq and is a predicted model, not a curated record.
AUGCCCCCGAUACGCUCUCCCCGCUUCUCCCGCUCCCUCCGCACUUCCAUCUCCGCUUCCGACGCACAAGAAGAGGAAUCUCUGAACGACGACAUCGAGCCUAUCGACGACCAGACGUGGACGACAGGGGACUUCACGCUUGUCUCGUCCGACCUGGUGAUCUUCAAGAUUGAGAGCUACCACCUUCUCUCGGCCAGCCCGGUUUUUGGUGCCGCCAGCACCGUGAGCCCAGGUGAGCAGCGCAUCGAGUUCGCCGACCUCGAGCUCGAGACCGCCCCUGUCCUCCGCCUCUUCCUCUCCCUCGCCACCACCGCUACCUUCGGCCCCACCUUCACUCCCUCCGCCGCCCUGGAGCACGAGGACCCCAACCUCACACUCCUUCCCCUCAUCGCCUUCCUCCAGAAGUACGACGCCAUACGGGUCCUCCGCGCCGCACUCUCCUGUAUCGACCGCCUCGUAUCCACGGGCAAGAUGACCGCGUACGCUGGGCUCAUCCUCGGCGUGACGGCCGACGACGUGCCCACCUGCACAACGGCCCUGAACACGGAGGACGCGCGCUUCCCGUUCCCGACACCCGAUGACCCAGUGUACUGUGCCGGCGCGAACCGCUCCACUGUCAACCCACGCGGGUUCCCUUACAAUGUGUGGCGCAAGCUCUCCCCGCAAUAUACGUGGGCACUCACGCGUGGAUGGAUACCGGGCCAGACGGACGGCUUUCCCGACCGCUUCGAGCGGCUCAUCAAGCUGGCGAAGGCGCACGAUGGCGAGAAGAUCGCGGAUGGUGAGGAGGUCGAGGUGGAGUGA